UGACAAAAUUUGAUGGGAAUGUCAUUGCCAUCUAUGUGAUAUGUGUCUUUUGCAUAGUGGUUGGCUCCUACUGGGGUCUUUAUCCCAAAAAUAUGAAGCUUUCGGAAUUCUGGACAACAACUCCCAAGCCUCCAAUAAGAUUGACUCUUCAAACAAGUGAGUCAGAGGUCGACGAAGAAGAAGGUAAAGGUAGCUUGUGGACCAAUAUUCUGUUUGGUGCAGUCAUAGUGAGCAUCAUGGCUGGCAUGCUGCUUCUCCUUUACUUUGCAUACAAGUACUUUGUGUUUGUAUUCAUGGGCCUCUUCUGUGUCAUCGCGUCAACUGGUAUGUAUUCUCUCUUCUUUCCAGUCUUAGCUGAGAUUGAUUGUUUCCACACAAGGUGGCAGGUAUCGUGCCGAAACAAAGAGAAGCAUUUUGCUCCCUUCAAAGUUGCUCUAUGGUUAGCCUGCUUCUCUAUAACCAUGGUUUGGUUUGCCUUCAGGCAUGAGUACAACAUCUGGCCACUCCAAGUUUUUAUGGGAAUCAGUGUGUGCCUCAACAUAAUCAUGAGUGUUCCUCUUCCCAACUUGAAGAUCAUUACCAUCAUCAUGGCCAUGCUGUUUAUCUAUGACAUAUUCUUUGUCUUCAUAACACCUUUAUUCACGAAAGAUGGUGUCAGCAUCAUGGAAAGAGUUGCUACUGGAUCAUCUUCCAAAAAGCAAGUGUUUGAUGCACCAAUGGACUACACCCCUGGUGAACAAAUUCCUCUUUCGAUAAAGAUCCUACUUCAAAACACAGAUUUCAAAGUAUGCAUGCCCAUAUAUGGAAUGAUCGGAUUUGGUGACAUCGUAAUUCCUGGUCUUCUCACCGGCUACUCUGCUUACUUUGACACACUUGCUCACCCUGGUCAAAUUAAGUGGUACUACAUUAUCUCCUGUACCUCCUACGCAGUUGGUCUCAUUAUCACCUACGGUGCACUGAUUGGAAUGGGAAUAGCGCAGCCAGCGCUGCUAUACCUUGUCCCCUGCUGUCUGCUCGGAGUGUUUGGAACUGCGUUUAAGAGAGGAGAAGUGUUGGCUAUGUGGACUGGGCGGGCGGGUGUUGCUGCUCCUCGGCCAUUUGCGGAUGAAGAAGAUGGUGAAGAAGAUAAUUUGAACAGUUGAUGUAAUGGAUAUUAGGUUUUGUGAAUGAUGCUGCAUGAGAUACUCCUAAGCUUACAACAACGUUGAUGUUAUGGAACUAAAAACUGUAAUACUAAUUUAUUUGUAGAGGAAAUAUGAAAAGCAUGUGAAAAAGAAGAUAUCAUUGAAGCCGGAGGGUGUAGUGUUAUAAUGAACUAUAAAUGUAAAAUAUUCCAAAUAUAUAUCAUUUUACCAGAUUGGACUGCAACAGUGCAGAUCUCUGUAUCUUUGUACUGAUGAUUUAGUUUUAAACUUUUAAACGAUUAAUAACUUUGUUGCAUGUAUUAUUGUAUGUUGUUUACAAUUAUGAAGUUGUCCAUGAGUUCUGAAAUCUAUCUUUUCAUAUUUAAAAGUGAUUUCAGUCUGAUAAUUUGUUUUAGGUACCUACACCAGUCGGAUUCAUUAUAGAGCAUUGUACAAUAUAGUCUGCUAAAAUUUGUAAGAAAACAUCCAUUAACUAAUCAAUAAACAGCUAUCAACUAUCCAUUAAUGUUUGAAUUAUCAGAGUCUAAAUUUUACAUAUCUUGCCACAGUUAAAAUAUUUCUGAUAAAGGUGGCCAUGGGUACUUUCGUCAGAUUUGCAUACUCGAAAUAGUCAUUGAACCAUUUAAAUGUCUUACUGUGGUACAGUAGCCGAUUCUAAAUGUUUUGUGUUAUUUUGAUUUUGUGUGCUGGAAUUCAUGAUUUUGUGAGUGACCUUCAUGGCUCGAUGAAUGUGAAAAAUACAUGAUUAAGAAUAAAAAUAUUAUUUUGAUGGGCAGCAUUUGUCUGCAGAGUAAGCAAUCCCAAAACAAAUCCCAAAAGUUCGUUUUCAAAUUUAAGUAAUAUUUCCUAUGGUGUUGUAUCAUUCUCGUAAUUUGUAUUUGUUUCUACCUGUAUCAAAUUUUCAUGAAAUGGAUUGCUUCGAUAAUAAA
This is a messenger RNA of Bolinopsis microptera, 2074 nucleotides long. RefSeq names its product signal peptide peptidase-like 2B. Gene Ontology annotation, cellular component: lumenal side of endoplasmic reticulum membrane; cytoplasmic side of endoplasmic reticulum membrane; Golgi-associated vesicle membrane. Gene Ontology annotation, biological process: membrane protein proteolysis. Gene Ontology annotation, molecular function: aspartic endopeptidase activity, intramembrane cleaving. NCBI's taxonomy places the organism in Eukaryota, Metazoa, Ctenophora, Tentaculata, Lobata, Bolinopsidae. The record is from RefSeq and is a predicted model, not a curated record.